CACAAUCAACUUUGUCUGUCGCUUCUAGUCACUUAUCAACCCCAAGGGCAAAUGCCAGUUUUAUACACUUUUUUUAUCAAGAUAAUAAAACUAAUAACACAAUUGCAUAUUGUAGACUUUGUACUCAGGAAUUAGAUGAAUUAGAUAGAAUUCAAGCACAACUGUAUCCCUAUAACAAAUCAGAAAAUAGUACAGGAAACUUA
This is a messenger RNA of Racocetra persica, 203 nucleotides long. The record is from the annotation of a GenBank genome assembly. NCBI's taxonomy places the organism in Eukaryota, Fungi, Glomeromycota, Glomeromycetes, Diversisporales, Gigasporaceae.